AUGGAGGAUGAAGAAGCUGAGUCGGAAACCAGCAAUCUGGUCUGGGUAAAUAGUUUACUCAGGGCUCUUUGGCCAAAUGCGACUGCCGCGCUGGUGACCUUCGCAUACAAUGACCUUACACCCCGGCUGCAGCAAGGUCUCCCGCUUCCCUUCAAAAGUGCACACUUUGCAAGGUUCUCACUCGGAGAUGGUGUUCCUAGUUUCGGUCCAAUUGAUGUGAUUCGGCGAUCUGGCAGUCACAUCUGCAUCGAGUUGGAGAUGUGUUACUCCAGCGCAGUGGACAUUCUAUUGGCUGCCGGGUCGCAUGGUGUGUCACUGGGGGUGAAGCAGAUUCGGUUCCACGGCAGGCUGUGCAUCGAAAUGAAGCCAAUUAUUGACACUUGGCCAAUUGUUGGCUCAUUUCUCUUUGCGUUUGCAGGCCAACCACAGCUGGAAUUGGAGUUUUCAGGCAUUGCAGAUGUGCCUUUGCCCGGCUUGCCUGGCUUGGCAAAGAAGGUUCAAGGAAUCGUGGAUGGGUCGUUGGCCCAUGUCGUGCUUCCGAAUUGCAAGUCUGUGCGCCUCACCAGUGAUGAGAGGUUCCUGAGUUUGGCCGCUUGCUCGAGCAAGGAACCGAUUGGCGUUCUUGAAUUGCAAGUCGCGCGUGGCAUCAACUUAGCAGGUGCAAAUUGGCGUGCUGCUGGUAUGGGGCCGAACGUGCGAAGUUUCACCUCAAACCCAUACUGUAUUGUGCAAGUGGGCAACGUCAAGGCACGCACAAGCAGUGUGCGGGCAACAACAAAUCCUGAUUGGAAUGAUGAUCCCUUCUUCUUUCUUGUGUAUCACAACGAUCAAGAGGUACUGAUUGACGUCAUGGAUGACGACGGAGGUUUUUUGCAGCGCAACUUUGUGGGACUUUUAGGGCGCUUGCGGAUCACAGUUCGCGAGCUGCUUUCACGCAGGUCCCGGCCAAGACGGAAUGCAACUGCUUGCCCUAGCUCUUGCCGCUUUGCCCUGGAUACUUCGCAGGUUAAGCGGGGGUUGCUCCACGUAGAUGACCCUGUCAACACUGGAGUGCCCUCAGAGCUUGAUGUGAUUGUUGGAUGGCUUGAAAUGUCUCCCAUGUCUCCCAAAGUCAACAUUGAACGAAUUGGAGCUUCUGAGAGACGACCUGAAGGCAUCAUCUUGUUGGAGCUUCAUCACGGAACGGGUUUUCCAGAGGAAAGUCUUACGGAAGCGAGUACCAGAUUGGUUUGGGCAUGCUCUUUGAGCGAGGAUGGAGAACGUGAACGUGUCGGCUCCAGUUGCCGGAGCUCUGCAGGAAGGCGUUCUGAAGAGCCCAAUUUUCACUUGCCCAUACCGCAAUGCCUGUAUUCGGCCAUAGAUCAGCUCACAGCUCGAGGUGUCGAACCUGGAGAGGUCGCGGACAUUGUUCAGAUUGAUCGUGUGCAAGUUGAGCAGUACCUGUCGGCGAAGUCGCGCUUUUUACAAGAUGUCUCCGCUCGGCAGCUGGAGACUGGUGAAGACCAGUGUGUUGAGUUGGCAUGGCAUGAAACCUUGGCGUUACUGGUUCACAGGCCGAAGACGGCUCAUGUCCAUCUCCGCCUUGUUGGUGAAAUGGACUAUGUCCUUGGUGAUGCUGGGCCAAUCCGAGUCGAAGACGUGCUGACCACAGGUUCUGGGCACUUGCGGACGGUUUGCAAGCUUUCUGCGGCAUCUGGUAGCCUUGCCAGUGGCCGUGAGCAUGCAGGCAAGCUUUCAGCCUGGAUGUUUCCAACCUGUACCGCACCGACCACAUCCAGGAGUCGCUUCAAAUCCGUGCGAAUGGAAGUCUCGGUACGCUACCAGGCCCUCACGUGGCGUGCUGAAUCUGGCUAA
Molecule: messenger RNA, 1854 nt
Organism: Symbiodinium natans
Lineage: Eukaryota; Dinophyceae; Suessiales; Symbiodiniaceae
Source: the annotation of a GenBank genome assembly